Anastrepha obliqua is the source of this 1194-nucleotide messenger RNA. RefSeq names its product replication termination factor 2. The record is from RefSeq and is a predicted model, not a curated record. The transcript is spliced from 2 exons. Gene Ontology annotation, cellular component: nucleus. Gene Ontology annotation, biological process: site-specific DNA replication termination at RTS1 barrier; mitotic DNA replication termination. Lineage: Eukaryota; Metazoa; Arthropoda; Insecta; Diptera; Tephritidae. Bases 49 to 1026 code for a protein of 325 amino acids.
AUCGCUUGCAUUUAAAUCUUAAAUACGUACAUCAGAGUUUAAAUAAAAAUGGGUUGCGAUGGUGGUACUAUACCUCGUCGAGACGAGCUCGUGCGCACAGCUAAAAAACCAGAACAGAAAGAUAAAGACGCUGAACGCGAGUUUCGCUGGCUUCAUUGUGCGCUAACUCAACAACGAUUGCAAGAGCCAAUCGUGAUGUGCGCUCUAGGGCGUAUGUACACUAAGCAAAGCGUCAUAGAACAAUUACUAGAAAAGGAAAAAAUGCCAGAAUCCGCCAAGCAUAUUCGCAGUUUAAAAGACAUCAAAACUCUUCAACUUACACCAAAUCCAGCUUACACUGACGAAGAUAAAACUGAAGGCCUGUUGGACACGCGCCAUGCUCCAUACAUAUGCAAAUUAAUAGGACUUGAAAUGUCGGGAAAAUUUCGCUUCGUUGCCUUGUGGACCUGCGGUUGUGUAAUAUCUGAGCGGGCGCUUAAGCAAAUAAAACGUGACGACAGCGGUGGCAGUACAUGCCCGCUUUGUCUCGUGCCAUUUGGGAUCGAGGAUGUAAUUGUGCUGAAUGGAUCUGAUGAAGAUUUGGAAUUGAUGCAGGCUAAAAUGGAAAUGCGUAAUGUAAAACGUAAGGCGUGUAAGAAAGAUAAGAAAGAGAAAAAAGAGAAGAAACCUGUCGAGGAUAAUUCAAAACAAAAUAAGGAUAAAAAAGAUGAUGUACAAAUAGAAAAACCGGAUGUUGUAUCAAAUGGGAAACUUUCUAAAAACGAAAAGCAGGCAGCUGAGAGUGCACCCUCCACAAGCAAGGCCGCAGCGAUUCAAACAAAAACGAAGAUGGUCGCAAAUCUAAAACGUUCAGGGGCAGCUGAAAAUGCUUUAGAGGAUCCGGAAAUGAAACGUUUAAAGACCAAUUAUAGUGUCGCAAAAGAUCCAAAGGCCAGCGAUGUUUACAAGUCAUUGUUUACUACGCAUAAAAGUGAGAAAGAACAAUCACGCGCACAUUGGGUUACCUACAAUCCGUUCUACAAUUAGUUGUAGGAAAGUUGCAGAGGAAUGUUUUUAUGAAUAGAAACUUUAAGAAAUUUUUUUUCUUAAAUCCUAGAUGUAAGUCUCUUUUGACAUAAACCUGGAGCAUUAAUGCUAUAUAAAACUUACAUACAAUAAAUUAGUAUUCAGUAUACUUAAUAGUAUAAUGAAAAA